ACCACCCCGCGCCCGGCCCCGGCUCCAUCCCAGGAGCAGGUGGAGUACGUAUUUCUGGUGAUUUUCACUAUGGAGACCGUGCUCAAGAUCGUGGCCUAUGGGCUGGUGCUCCACCCCAGCGCUUACAUCCGCAAUGGCUGGAACCUACUCGAUUUCAUCAUCGUCGUGGUCGGGCUGUUCAGCGUGCUGUUGGAGCAGGGACCUGGGCGGCCAGGCGACGCUCCGCAUACUGGGGGAAAGCCGGGGGGCUUCGAUGUGAAGGCGUUGCGGGCGUUCCGGGUGCUGCGGCCACUGAGGCUGGUGUCUGGAGUCCCGAGCCUGCACAUCGUGCUCAAUUCCAUCUUGAAGGCGCUGGUGCCGCUGCUGCACAUCGCCCUGCUCGUGCUCUUCGUCAUUAUCAUUUAUGCCAUCAUUGGACUGGAGCUGUUCCUCGGACGCAUGCACAAGACAUGCUACUUCCUGGGAUCUGAUGUGGAGGUGGAGGAAGAUCCGUCUCCCUGUGCAUCUUCCGGCUCUGGGCGAGCCUGCACACUGAACCAGACUGAGUGCCGUGGCCGCUGGCCAGGACCUAACGGUGGCAUCACCAACUUCGAUAACUUCUUCUUUGCCAUGCUGACAGUCUUCCAAUGCAUCACCAUGGAAGGCUGGACUGACGUCCUGUACUGGAUGCAGGAUGCCAUGGGGUAUGAGCUGCCCUGGGUAUAUUUUGUGAGCCUGGUCAUCUUUGGGUCCUUCUUCGUCCUCAACCUUGUGCUUGGUGUCCUAAGUGGAGAGUUCUCCAAGGAGAGAGAGAAGGCAAAAGCAAGAGGUGACUUCCAGAAGCUUCGGGAGAAGCAGCAGAUGGAGGAGGACCUGCAAGGCUACCUGGAUUGGAUUACACAAGCUGAGGAGCUAGACCUUGAGGACCCCUCAGCAGAUGGCAACUUGGGUUCUAUGGCUGAAGAGGGCCAAGCUGGCCAUCGACCACAGCUGGCCGAACUGACCAAUAGGAGGCGUGGACACCUGCGCUGGUUCAGUCACUCCACUAGCUCCACACACUCCACCAGCAGCCAUGCCAGCCUUCCAGCCAGUGACACUGGCUCCAUGACAGAGACCCCAGGCGAUGAGGACAAAGAGGAGGGGGCUCUGGCUAGCUGUACACGCUGCCUAAACAAGAUCAUGAAAACUCGGGUCUGUCGCCGCCUCCGAAGGGCCAACCGGGGCCUCCGGGCACGCUGCAGGCGGGCUGUAAAGUCCAAUGCCUGCUACUGGGCUGUGCUGCUGCUUGUCUUCCUCAACACACUGACCAUCGCUUCAGAGCACCAUGGGCAGCCCGUGUGGCUCACCCAAACUCAGGAGUGCGCCAACAAAGUGCUGCUCUGUCUGUUCACGGCUGAGAUGCUUCUCAAGCUGUAUGGUCUGGGUCCUUCUGUCUACGUCGCCUCCUUCUUCAACCGCUUUGACUGUUUCGUGGUCUGUGGGGGCAUCCUGGAGACCACCUUGGUGGAGGUGGGUGCCAUGCAGCCCCUUGGCAUCUCAGUGCUGCGGUGUGUGCGUCUCCUCAGGAUCUUUAAGGUCACCAGGCACUGGGCAUCUCUGAGGAACCUGGUGGCAUCCCUGCUCAAUUCCAUGAAAUCCAUUGCUUCCUUGCUGCUUCUACUCUUCCUCUUUAUCAUCAUUUUCUCCCUGCUUGGCAUGCAGCUGUUUGGGGGCAAGUUCAACUUUGACCAGACCCACACCAAGCGAAGCACCUUUGACACCUUCCCCCAGGCCCUCCUGACUGUCUUCCAGAUCCUGACGGGCGAGGACUGGAACGUGGUCAUGUAUGAUGGCAUCAUGGCCUAUGGUGGCCCCUUCUUCCCAGGGAUGCUUGUGUGCAUCUAUUUCAUCAUCCUCUUCAUCUGUGGCAACUACAUCCUGUUGAACGUGUUCCUUGCCAUCGCUGUAGAUAACCUGGCCAGCGGGGAUGCAGGCACUGCCAAAGACAAGGGCAGGGAGAAGAGCAGUGAGGGAAAUGCCCCCCAGGAGAAUGGAGUGCUGGUGCUUGUCGGAAAGAAUGAGGAAGAGAAGGCUGCAAAGAGUGAAGGAGCAAGCAAGUUGGCCGGGCCAGUGCCAGGCGUGGAGGAGGAGGAAGAGGAAGAAGAGGAGGAAGGGAGUGUGGGGCAUGUGGAACUCCUGCAGGAAGUUGUACCCAAAGAGAAGGUGGUUCCCAUCCCUGAGGGCAGCGCUUUCUUCUGUCUCAGUCAAACAAACCCGCUGAGGAAGGCCUGCCACACCCUCAUCCACCACCAUGUCUUCACCAAUCUCAUCCUGGUGUUCAUCAUCCUCAGCAGCGUGUCACUGGCCGCUGAGGACCCCAUCCGAGCCCACUCCUUCCGCAAUCAUAUUCUGGGGUACUUUGACUAUGCCUUCACAUCCAUUUUUACUGUGGAGAUUCUACUAAAGAUGACAGUGUUUGGGGCCCUCCUGCACCGUGGCUCCUUCUGCCGUAGCUGGUUCAAUCUGUUGGAUCUGCUGGUAGUCAGUGUAUCCCUCAUCUCUUUUGGCAUCCACUCCAGUGCCAUCUCAGUGGUGAAGAUCCUUCGAGUACUCCGGGUACUGCGGCCCCUCCGAGCCAUCAAUAGAGCCAAGGGACUGAAGCACGUGGUACAGUGUGUGUUCGUGGCCAUCCGGACAAUCGGGAACAUCAUGAUUGUCACCACACUCCUGCAGUUCAUGUUCGCUUGCAUCGGUGUGCAGCUCUUCAAGGGCAAAUUCUAUGGUUGUACUGAUGAGGCCAAACAGACGCCCAAAGAAUGCAAGGGCUCCUUCCUGAUCUAUCCCGAUGGAGAUGUGUCACGGCCCCUGGUCCAAGAGCGGCUCUGGGUCAACAACGAUUUCAACUUUGACAAUGUCCUUUCAGCCAUGAUGGCUCUGUUCACUGUUUCCACCUUUGAAGGCUGGCCUGCGCUGCUAUAUAAGGCCAUCGAUGCACAUGCAGAAGACGAAGGCCCCAUCUAUAAUUACCAUGUGGAGAUCUCCGUGUUCUUCAUUGUCUACAUCAUCAUCAUUGCAUUCUUCAUGAUGAACAUCUUCGUGGGCUUUGUCAUCAUCACCUUCCGUGCCCAGGGUGAACAGGAGUACCAAAACUGUGAGCUGGACAAGAACCAGCGCCAGUGUAUGGAGUAUGCCCUCAAGGCCCAGCCACUCCGACGAUACAUCCCCAAGAACCCACAGCAGUAUCGUGUGUGGGCCACUGUGAACUCUGCUGCAUUCGAGUAUCUCAUGUCCCUGCUCAUCCUGCUCAACACAGUUGCCCUAGCCAUGCAGCACUAUGAGCAAACUGCUCCCUUCAACUAUGCCAUGGACAUCCUCAACAUGAUCUUCACUGGCCUCUUCACUAUUGAGAUGGUGCUCAAAAUCAUCGCCUUCAAACUCAAGAGCUCUGAGGACAGCUCCCGCAUAUCUAUCACUUUCUUUCGCCUCUUCCGAGUCAUGCGGCUGGUCAAACUUCUCAGUAAGGGUGAAGGGAUCCGUACACUGCUCUGGACAUUCAUCAAAUCCUUCCAGGCCUUGCCCUAUGUGGCUCUUCUCAUAGCAAUGAUAUUCUUCAUCUAUGCUGUCAUUGGCAUGCAGAUGUUUGGCAAGGUGGCUCUUCAGGAUGGCACACAGAUCAACCGAAACAACAACUUCCAGACCUUUCCACAGGCUGUGCUACUUCUUUUCAGGUGUGCCACUGGUGAGGCAUGGCAGGAGAUAAUGCUUGCCAGCCUUCCUGGAAAUCGGUGUGACCCAGAGUCUGACUUCGCCCCCGGCGAGGAGUUUACCUGCGGGAGCAAUUUUGCCAUUGUCUAUUUUAUCAGCUUCUUCAUGCUCUGUGCCUUCCUGAUCAUAAAUCUCUUUGUGGCGGUGAUCAUGGACAAUUUUGAUUAUCUAACCAGAGAUUGGUCCAUUCUGGGCCCACAUCACCUUGAUGAAUUCAAGAGGAUCUGGUCUGAAUAUGACCCUGGGGCCAAGGGCCGUAUCAAGCACCUGGAUGUGGUUGCCCUGCUGAGAUGCAUCCAGCCCCCCCUGGGAUUUGGGAAGCUAUGCCCACACCGAGUGGCCUGCAAGAGACUUGUGGCAAUGAACGUGCCCCUCAACUCAGAUGGGACAGUGACAUUCAAUGCCACGCUCUUUGCCCUGGUUCGGACAUCCCUGAAGAUCAAGACAGAAGGAAACCUGGAGCAAGCCAACCAGGAGCUGCGGAUGGUCAUCAAAAAGAUCUGGAAGCAGAUAAAGCAGAAGCUAUUGGAUGAGGUCAUCCCUCUUCCAGAAGAGGAAGAGGUUACUGUGGGCAAAUUCUACGCUACAUUCUUGAUCCAAGAUUAUUUCCGCAAAUUCCGGAGGAGAAAAGAAAAGGGGCUACUGGGAGCUGAGGCCCCCUCAAGCAUGUCUUCUGUCCUUCAGGCGGGCCUGAGGAGCCUACAGGACUUGGGUCCUGAGAUGCGGCAGGCCCUCACCUGUGACACGGAGGAAGAAGAGGAGGAAAAGGAGGAAGAAAGGCAAGAGGGAGUGGAGGAGGAAGCUGAGAAGGACCCAGAAACAUACAAAGGCCCUGUGGGUUCCCAGCCCUCAUCUCACUCCAGGAUUUCUGUGUCUCUGCCUGUUGGGGACAGCCUCCCAGAUUUGCCCUCCCCUAGGCCCAGUGAUGAAGAUAGAGGGGAUCCCAAAUCCAGACACCCCAGUGUGCCCCAGCCUGGAUCCCAUAGCCACAGGAGAAGCUCUGGGGUUCUCAUGUUCACCAUCCCAGAGGAAGGAAGUCCUGAGCCCAAGGGAACUAAAGGUCAUGACAAACAAGAUGAGGAAGGAGAAAUCCCUGACCGGCUCUACUACCUGGAUGAGCAGGCAGGGACUCCCCCACGGACUCCCCCACACUCAGUCCUUUUGCCACCUCACCGACCCCAGAGAUAUGGCAAUGGGCACCACAUGCCACGGCGACGUCUGCUGCCCCCUACACCUGCAGGUCAGAAGCCCUCCUUCCCUAUCCAGUGUCUGCAACGCCAGGGCAGUUGUGAAGAUUUACCCAUCCCAGGCACCUAUCAUCGCGGACAAAAAUUGGGGCUGAGCAGGGCUCAGGGUUCCUGGGCAACCCCUCCUCAGAGAGGUCGGCUCGUGUAUGCACCACUGCUGGUGGUGGAGGAGGGUGCGGCUGGAGAGGACUACCUGGGUAAAUCUGGAGGUCCUCUGCGCACUUUCACCUGCCUGCAUGUGCCUAGAACCCACUCCAACCCCAGCUACAGCAAGAGGAGCAGUGCUGACAGCUUGGUGGAGGCUGUGCUCAUCUCUGAGGGCCUUGGCCUCUUUGCUCAAGAUCCUUGCUUUGUGGCCCUGGCCAAGCAGGAGAUUGCAGAUGCGUGUCGCCUGACACUGGAUGAGAUGGACAGUGCCGCCAGUGACCUUCUGGCACAGGGGACCUGCUCACUCUAUAGUGAUGAGGAGUCUAUCCUUUCCUGCUUCGAUGAUGACGAUCUGGGAGAUGAAAUGGCCUGUGUCCAUGCCCUCUGAAUUUCCACCCCUCCCCUACUGCUCAAUAAAUCUCCUGCCCUUCCCUCCCAGAGGGAGACAGGCAUGGA
Messenger RNA from Heterocephalus glaber (naked mole-rat), 5573 nucleotides. The record is from RefSeq and is a predicted model, not a curated record. NCBI's taxonomy places the organism in Eukaryota, Metazoa, Chordata, Mammalia, Rodentia, Bathyergidae.